AUGAGUAACACACGCCAGCGCGUGGGCGGGGGUAAAGCAUCCUUCACGCAGCGUACGAUGAAUUUUUUCCGCACGUACAAACGCGACUUGUUCUUUACUUGCGUUGCUUUCAUGGCUAUAGGCACUGUGGCUAGACGUGAGUUGAUGGUACGUGGUGUAGUGUCGCCGCCACAGAAAAUUGAAGCGGUUCCGAGGGUGGAGCGGGAGUUUGGCUCGAAGCGUCAACGGAGUGAAUGA
Molecule: messenger RNA, 237 nt
Organism: Trypanosoma brucei brucei TREU927
Lineage: Eukaryota; Euglenozoa; Kinetoplastea; Trypanosomatida; Trypanosomatidae
Exons: 1
Coding region: 1-237 (78 amino acids)
Source: RefSeq, a predicted model, not a curated record